This is a messenger RNA of Telopea speciosissima, 2468 nucleotides long. Its product is annotated as translation factor GUF1 homolog, mitochondrial. Gene Ontology annotation, cellular component: mitochondrion. Bases 132 to 2171 code for a protein of 679 amino acids. Gene Ontology annotation, biological process: positive regulation of translation. The transcript has 12 exons. Gene Ontology annotation, molecular function: mitochondrial ribosome binding; GTP binding; GTPase activity. The record is from RefSeq and is a predicted model, not a curated record. Lineage: Eukaryota; Viridiplantae; Streptophyta; Magnoliopsida; Proteales; Proteaceae.
CAGACUUCAGGGCAACACUAACGCAGACAUCUCAAUUUGCAAUCCAAAAAGCUUUCCUCUUAAACUUCACAAAUGCAACUCCACGGAAACCCUAAAUCAUCACCUGGCUAAGGUCUCGUGGAAAUCAACAGAUGGGGUUUUUGAAUCGAACUUCAAGGACACUGCGACCGCUGGGGCUCUCGUCGUUGUUAUAUGGUUCCUCUGCUUUUAGUCCAUUGUCUGAUACAUUUAGAGGAAAUUUCUAUGGGUCUAAGUUAGAUUGGCGCUAUCUUGGUUGUUGGCGUGCCUUUUGUUCUCAUUCCCGCCGAACUUCCAAGGAGAAUAACGUGGAUUUGAUUCAGUAUCCUUCUGAAAGGAUUCGGAAUUUUUCUAUCAUUGCCCACGUUGAUCAUGGGAAGUCUACACUCGCUGAUCGUCUUUUGGAGCUCACGGGCACGAUUAAGAGAGGUCACGGUCAGCCGCAGUACCUCGAUAAAUUGCAGGUAGAGAGGGAACGGGGAAUCACAGUUAAAGCUCAGACUGCAACUAUGUUCUAUAAGCAUAAUUUUCAAUGUCCUCUGAAUACUGAUGCACAAGAUUCACCAUAUUUCUUACUAAACCUAAUUGACACACCUGGUCAUGUGGAUUUUAGCUAUGAAGUAUCAAGAUCUCUUGCAGCUUGCCAGGGUGCUCUUUUGGUUGUUGAUGCUGCUCAAGGUGUUCAGGCUCAGACGGUUGCUAACUUCUAUCUUGCUUUCGAGUCUAACCUGACCAUAAUUCCCGUUAUAAAUAAAAUUGACCAGCCAACCGCUGACCCUGAUCGGAUUAAGGCCCAGCUGAAAUCCAUGUUUGAUCUUGACCCUGAAGCUGCUCUUUUGACUUCUGCAAAAACUGGUCAAGGUCUGGAGUAUGUUCUUCCUGCUGUCAUAGAGCGGAUACCUCCACCUCCUGGGAAGAGUAGUUUACCUCUAAGGAUGCUUUUACUGGAUUCUUAUUAUGAUGAGUACAAAGGAGUAAUCUGCCAUGUUGCAGUUGUUGAUGGUGCUUUGCGUAAGGGGGAUAAGAUUUCAUCUGCAGCAACUGGACAAGCUUAUGAAGUACUGGAUGUCGGGAUUAUGCAUCCCGAACUCACAUCUACUGGGGUGCUUCUGACUGGACAAGUGGGUUAUGUUGUUAGUGGUAUGCGUUCAACCAAAGAGGCACGUGUUGGAGAUACUCUUUGUCACACUCGAAAUGUUGUAGAGCCUCUUCCAGGUUUCAAGCCUGCAAAACAUAUGGUUUUUUCUGGUCUUUAUCCUGUGGAUGGAUCUGAUUUUGAAGCUCUUAACCACGCAAUAGAGAGACUCACAUGCAAUGAUGCCAGUGUCUCUGUUACUAAAGAGAGUAGCACAGCACUCGGCCUGGGUUUCAGGUGUGGUUUCUUAGGGUUACUUCAUAUGGAUGUCUUUCAUCAGCGGCUUGAACAAGAAUAUGGAGCUAGUGUCAUUUCUACUGUUCCAACUGUACCAUAUAUAUUCGAGUAUUCAGAUGGAAGCAAAGUGCAAGUACAGAAUCCAGCUGCUCUGUUAUCCAAUCCUGGUAAACGUGUAACGGCAUGUUGGGAACCAACUGUUAUGGCCACCAUUAUUUUUCCUAGUGAGUAUGUGGGACCAGUUAUUACCCUUUGCUCUGAACGGAGAGGAGAGCAAUUGGAGUAUUCAUUCAUUGAUAGUCAGCGGGCUUUCAUGAAGUAUCGGCUACCAUUGAGGGAAAUUGUUGUGGAUUUCUACAAUGAAUUGAAGAGUAUAACAUCUGGAUAUGCAUCAUUCGAUUAUGAGGAUGCAGAGUAUUUAAAGUCUGAUCUGGUGAAGCUUGAUAUCCUCUUGAAUGGACAACCUGUUGACGCUAUGGCCACCAUUGUUCACAAUCUGAAAGCACAGCGAGUUGGUCGUGAGCUGGUGGAAAAACUGAAGAAAUUUAUAGACAGGCAAAUGUUUGAGAUUACAAUACAAGCUGCUAUUGGAUCAAAGAUUGUAGCAAGGGAAACGAUAUCGGCAAUGAGGAAGAAUGUUCUUGCAAAGUGCUAUGGUGGUGAUGUUACUCGAAAGAGGAAACUGCUGGAGAAGCAGAAGGAAGGAAAGAAGCGCAUGAAACGUGUAGGGUCUGUUGAUAUACCACAGGAGGCUUUUCACGAGCUUCUAAAAGUGUCCUGAGUAGAAACUAUCAAAGUAGUGUCUUUUGCAGAGGUACCCGAAGGGAUUGUCAAAUUUUUAACUGAUCUAAUUUUUAGUAAUUUCUGAUUCUUUUUUGUUUAUUGCUCUAUUCAUAAAGGCUAUUGUAUUUAAUACAUUGUUCCUAAGCCGCCUUCCCCCGUCCUUUUGAUGAGGGUAUUCAACAGAGGAUUUAGUUAUUGUGCCAAGAACUACUAUUCGUUUAAGCAGUGGAAUUCACAGAAUCCAUUUUCUUCAUACUCUAGAUAAAUGUAUAGAAGGUUUUUGCUUCCUGAUCUC